AUGGCCGGGAGCGGGUGGCUGGCGCUGCGGACGAUGCCCGGGCCUGGCUGGGUGCGGGGCUCUGGCCCCGCUGUGCUGAGACGCCUGCGGGAUGCGGCUGUGGUGCGGCCCGGCUUUCUGAGCGCGGCCGAGGAAGAGACGUUGAGGCGCGAGCUGGACCCCGAACUGCGCCGCCGCCGCUACGAGUUCGACCACUGGGACGCGGCCAUCCAUGGCUUCCGAGAGACAGAAAAGUCUCGCUGGUCAGAGGCAAGCCGGGCCAUCCUGCAGCGUGUUCAGGCAGCUGCCUUUGGCCCCAGCCAGACCCUGCUGUCCUCAGUGCACGUGUUGGACCUGGAACCUCGGGGCUACAUCAAGCCACACGUUGACAGCAUCAAGUUCUGCGGAAGCACCAUCGCUGGCCUGUCCCUGCUGUCUCCCAGUGUCAUGCGGCUGGUACACACCCAGGAUCCUGGGGAGUGGCUAGAACUCUUGCUGGAGCCAUGCUCACUGUACAUCCUUAGAGACUCUGCCCGUUACGACUUCUCCCACGAGAUCCUUCGGGAUGAAGAGUCCUUUUUUGGGGAACUUCGGGUUCCCAGAGGCCGACGCAUCUCUGUGAUCUGCCGCUCCCUCCCUGAGGGGGUAGGACCAGAGGAGCCUGGGCAGCCACCCCCAGCCUGCUGA
This is a messenger RNA of Pipistrellus nathusii (Nathusius's pipistrelle), 666 nucleotides long. The record is from the annotation of a GenBank genome assembly. Lineage: Eukaryota; Metazoa; Chordata; Mammalia; Chiroptera; Vespertilionidae.